CUUUGUCUUGUCUCUUAGAACAACAGGAUGGGGACCUCACAUCAUGGAUCAAUAGAGAACGAUUCCUCAAUUACCUCCCGAUUGACAGCUACACCUUGUAUGCAAUGGGAGAUACAGGCAAACUGGUGGUUUUGGCUGUAUUGGAGGAGAAAAACCCUACUAAGGACAGCAUCCGUUGCAAGACCAUGGUGAAAAGAGUGGCCACUGAAUACAAGGACUUCUAUAGCAAAGAAUUCCACUUCGGUCACAUGGAGGGGAACGAGUACAUCAAUGGCCUCAUCAUGGAGGAAGUGACCAUGCCGUCUAUCAUCGUGCUCAACAUGUCUAACGAUGGGUAUUUCUUGCCGCCCAACAAAGUGGAGACAAAGGACCAGCUGUUGAAGUUCAUCGAUGGCGUGUUGAAGGGCCAGAUUAAGUCCCAGGGAGGGAAUGGAUUCUAUCAACGCUUUAUAAGGAUGGCGUUCAACACCAAAACGACUGUUACGAUUAUAUUUACCAAAGCGCCCCUUCUGGGCAUCUUUCUGGUCUUUGUUUUUGGCUUUGUGGGGAGUACCUUCUGUUACGUCCUGUACAAGACCUGUCACAUAGUGAGAUCGAGAAUGAAGGAUGAGGAACCAAUCACUGGAGAGAGGGAGGAGCCAAAUCAACUCAAAGGUCCCGGGAGAGACAAGAAGACGAAAAAGAAGAAUCCUGCAGAAAAGAAGGCAGAUUAAGUAUGAAACUGACGGCUGACCAUCUGACCAUCUGACCUUCUGACCUUUUGACCUUUUUCUAUUGAGCUGCCCUCUUGGCCAGGUUUCCCUAAUAAAAUAGGUAUUCUAACCUCAAAGGGACUUCCUGGAUAAAUAAAGGUUAAAUAUAAAUACAUUUAAAUAAAACCCUAGCCCAAUGGUUCCCAAACUAGGGGGCGCGACCCCAUGUGGGGUUGCCUAAUAUGAAAAUGGGGUCACUGCGGAGGAGUUUUGGUUCCUGACUCAAAGGGAAUACCCUGCCGUCUCCAUCUGAGCAUUAAUGCCACGUUCAAAACA
Molecule: messenger RNA, 1028 nt
Organism: Coregonus clupeaformis (lake whitefish)
Lineage: Eukaryota; Metazoa; Chordata; Actinopteri; Salmoniformes; Salmonidae
Product: protein disulfide-isomerase TMX3-like
Exons: 7
Coding region: 105-713 (202 amino acids)
Biological process (GO): peptidyl-cysteine oxidation
Cellular component (GO): endoplasmic reticulum
Molecular function (GO): protein disulfide isomerase activity
Source: RefSeq, a predicted model, not a curated record